This is a messenger RNA of Linum trigynum, 4233 nucleotides long. Lineage: Eukaryota; Viridiplantae; Streptophyta; Magnoliopsida; Malpighiales; Linaceae. The record is from the annotation of a GenBank genome assembly.
CAUUAAUCGCUAACAGCACGUUAUUAACCAUUUGUGACUUGGUACUCCAAUAAGGAGUUUUGAGCUUACGCUAAACUACUCGCAUUCUCCUUAGUGAUUAACGGUUUCACCAUUAACAGUAGGUUACCAAUGUGGUUAACAUUUAAACUGUUAACGACACAACAUUUAUCACCCUAUUUUAUAUACCUCUCCCCAUCACAUUUACAUGCAUCAAGGUAGUUUCUUGUCGGCACAGACUAGAUUUGUAUUUUAGGCAAUCAAUCGAUUAAAAAAAUAAAACUCUUAUAUGAUUUAAUCUUGAAUCAAAUAUCAUAAUGACUACAAAUCAUCCAACUCAUAUCUCGAACUAGAUGAAGUUUAAUUCGUACUUCAACAACAAAUCGAUAUAGAUAUUAAAAUACUUGUUUGAUGAGUUUCACUUGCAUUUCUCUAACAAGUGAGAGGGGACAUGUACCAAUAAACGAAAAAGGAAAAGAGGAAGAAACAAAGAAAGAGGGGUGAAGAAUGGAUGGAUUAAAUUAGGAAUUUGUGAUUAUACUUUUGACUUUGCGGUAAGAGUGUAUAGUAAUAAUACUAUUAUUGGUUUACCAAAACAGUAAAUCAGGAGCGGGAUUUAGGGAUUUUGAAACAUAUGGGUAAGUUAAGAAGAUUUUUUUUGUGUGUGAAUAAGUGAAGAAGAUUAAUUCUAUAAGAAUAGUAUUAAUUAAUUAAGUAAAUAUAUGAAAAAUCAGUAGUCAUUUACGGUUUAGGGCUGUCACCAACGAGGCUCAAGAGUCGAAAGAGGCUGCUCGAGGUCGAUGGAGGCAUUUCGUAGCAAGGACGCGACGAGGGCGUCGCGAGAAUAGGUGGGGGAGAAUGUCACGCGUGGCGGGUGACAUGGCGAGUGAUGUGGCAGAUCAUGACCAAGUCAAGCACGUGUGGCGUUAUGGAAGACCUAGUAGCAUAGGAUGCUCCUAGGAUUCCCCAUCAUGAAUAUGAGCUUAAUGGUGCACAUAAAGAGCCACAUUAUGAGGUGGUAUAAUGGUGUGCAUUAUGGGGGAAACUUAAUAGGGUGUAGUAAUGGGGAGGGACCAUUAUGAGGGGCAUUGAUGCCUUGUAUGAGGAGAGACCUAUAUAAGGAUCCAUCUCCCUCACUUGUAACUCAUCCAUCAUUUUUGUGAGCAAUACAACUAUAGAGUUUCUCCCAUCUUCUUGUGUCUUCUUCUUGUGAGUUGAGUGAGUUUGAGAGCUUGUGAGAAGGCUGCCUAGCAUCUCUAACGGAAUUGAGAGCUAGGGCUGCACGACCAAGAGUAAGGCCGUGACAGUUAGUAUCAGAGCCUGGUUCUGAAAGAAGAACCGGUGUCCUCAUUCCCCAAGAAGGAAUGUAAGAAAGAGCGAGAACCUCACCAAAGAUGGCUGGAUCAGAAGUCCAUGAAGAUGCGGAGAAGCAAUGUGGAAGAGAUCCCACUCCGGGCGCAAUGUCAAAAGGUACGUCGAGCACUCGUGAUCCUCUCAAGUCUCUAGAGAGGCGAGUCUCGAGGAUGGAGGUGAAGCUUUCCGAAGAUGUCACCGUCAUGGAGGAUUUGGGAGCUAACUUCACCCAAAUCCAAGGCGAUGUUCAAAGUGUGGCGGCUAGAGUGACGAGUUUGGAGGUUGGCAAUGAAGGGCUUCGAGAUGAGCUCAUGGUCCUCAUCAAAGACACCAUCUCCACCGCCAUGAACGAUGCCAUUGAGGUAAUGAAGGAGGCGGUUGCUGCAGAGGUGACCACUUUGAAGGAGGAGGUUGCGGAGCUCAAAAGCGAGGUGAUGCUUGUGAAGAGGGCCAUGGCUAACGGGCCUGCCAUUGCACAACCUGCCUCAAACAUGGAGAUUCCAAGACCAAAGAGCUUUCAAGGGUCAAGGAAUGCAAAGGAGUUAGAGAACUUCCUAUGGAGCUUGGAGCAAUACUUUGGAGCUUCGGGUAUUCGAGAUGAGAAUACCAAGGUAAAAACUGCACCUCUUUACUUGAGUGAUGUUGCUAUGCUGUGGUGGAGAAGGACCCAAGGCGAUAUCAAUAGAGGGACGUGCGUGAUGGAGUCAUGGGAUGACUUCAAGAGGGAGAUCAAGAGACAAUUCUACCCAGAGAAUGUUGAGUUUGAAGCCCGAUCGAGACUAAGGAGGCUUGCUCACGAAGGAGAGAUUCGAGGGUAUGUGAAGGAGUUUUCUGAAUUGUUGCUCGAGAUCCCUGACUACACCGACAAGGAGGCUAUGUUCACCUUCCUUAACGGCCUCCAACCAUGGGCGAAGUUGGAGCUACAACGGCGAGGCGUGCAAAGUCUUGCCGAGGAAAUGGCGAUUGCCGAGUCCCUAGUCGAGUACCAUGAGCCGGAGGAACGUGUGGAGUUUGGAGGCAAUGGAGGUGGACGCGACUAUGACAGAGACACACGAAGGCGUGGUAGACUGGACCAAGGAGGUAGUCAUAAGGUUGAGAAACCCCUUACUUGCUUUCUUUGUGAUGGUCCGCAUCGUGUGAGAAAUUGCCCAAGAAAGCACAAGUUAUCGGCAAUGAAGGCCGUACUAGCAGAGUGCUCGAGCUCGGAAGAGGAAGCGGAGGCGACUCCAAGAGUGGAGCCCUAUGUCGCGAAGAUUGGUUGCAUGAAGAGAUUGAGCGCCAUUAAGCUGAAGGAAGAGCCUCCCCAUCCCGAGCAACACGGCCAAUGCUUCGUAGAGGCAAAGCUCAACCAAAGAAAGACAAAAGCCUUGGUUGAUACCAGGGCAAGCUGCAACCUUCUCGACGUAGAUGAAGUGCAGAGGCUAGGCAUCACGUGCGAGAAGAAGCAAAGAGGGUGGAUGAAGGCUACCAACUCAAGGGCCACAAUAACUCAGGGAGUAGCGCGCCAGGUGCCACUCAAGCUUGGAGGAUGGACCGAGGUGGCGGACUUUGAGGUUGUGUCGUUGGAUAACUAUCAGGUCAUCAUUGGCAUGGAGUUCAUGGUGCGGGAGAAAGCUUUCCCGAUCCCUUACGCCAAUAGAUUCUGCAUCAAUGUCGGAGCAAGAUCGGUUCCCAUGAAAAGAGAGCAACUUGAGUCAAACAAGAGGUGUUUGGCAAGGCAAGAGCAGCGAGAAGUGGCAAUGAUGGUGGAGGCAGCGGCUCACUCAAAGACUCGUUGGAAAAGGACGAGAAGGAGGAGUGCACAACAUCGUGGAGCCAUGAGAGACGGGGAUGGAUCAUCUUCGACUUGCCAAGAGAAGCAAGGAAAGGCCACCAUUAUCGAGAAGGCGGGACACUCGAAGACGCGAUGGAGAAGACCGCGGAUGAGUGCGCAACAUCAUGGGAGCACAAGGCUCGAGAGCGAGCCAAAUCCAUCCUUGGUUUGGAGGAAGGUGCAACGAGACCUUGCAAGCAAUGAAGCUAAGGCAAGGGAGGCGUCUGCCAAAGAGCCACGACGAGGGCGUCGUCGAUUGAGUGGAGGAGAAUGUCACCAACGAGGCUCAAGAGUCGAAAGAGGCUUCUCGAGGUCGAUGGAGGCAUUUCGUAGCAAGGACACGACGAUGGCGUCGCGAGAAUAGGUGGGAGAGAAUGUCACGCGUGGUGGGUGACAUGGCGAGUAAUGUGGCAGAUCAUGACCAAGUCAAGCACGUGUGGCGUUAUGGAAAACCUAGUAGCAUAGGAUGCUCCUAGGAUUCCCCAUCUUGAAUAUGAGAUUAAUGGUGCACAUAAAGAGCCACAUUAUGAGGUGGUAUAAUGGUGUGCAUUAUGGGGAAAACUUAAUAGGGUGUAGUAAUGGGGAGGGACCAUUAUGAGGGGCAUUGAUGCCUUGUACGAGGAGAGGCCUAUAUAAGGAUCCAUCUCCCUCACUUGUAACUCAUCCAUCAUUUUUGUGAGCAAUACAACUAUAGAGUUUCUCUCAUCUUCUUGUGUCUUCUUCUUGCGAGUUGAGUGAGUUUGAGAGCUUGUGAGAAGACUGCCUAGCAUCUCUAACGGAAUUGAGAGCUAGGGUCGCACGACCAAGAGUAAGGCCGUGACAGGGCCCGCUAGAAGGGUGUUUGCUCUUUCUUUUUCAUCAUUAUUUUGAUCAGCAUUACGCUUGGAGGCACACCCGGCGAGGGCCGGCCGCUUAGUGGACCUGGCCCAAUCUCCACCACCUCUGCUACAUUCUCUUUCUUGUAUUUGUAAUAUUUUUCCAUUUAUUGUGUUCUGACCAAGUAUAGUAGUCAGAGCAUUAUUUAUCUAUUCAGGAGCGGCUGUAUCUGGUAAUUAAUUAACCUUUUGCCA